AUGCUUUUGGCCUCAUGGCCUCUCUCACCUAUGGCAAUGUGGAAGUCCAGCCUUUCCAAGGUAAAGAUCCCCCUUGCUGGUGUUGUAAAGUUGUAUGAGGUCACAAGUUUGACACCUCUGACUAGUGGUAACAUGCUACAAUGGAAGAGCCCUCACCACAGUGCUCUAAGCAAUCAAUCAAGCCUCUUCAUAUAUCCCCUGGAUGAGUACACCACAGUGGUCGGGUUCGAAGCCAUCAUCUCUGAUAGAUCCGUGACAGUACAGAUCAAGGACAAAACCAAGCUGAACAGUGGCUACUUUGACAUGAAUCGACCUCAUAAUGAUAUGGGCAAGAUCACUCUGGAUGAAGAUCUGGAACGGACUGUGUUUGUGGCCAACCUGGGUACGAUUGGCCCCCUGGAAAGCGUGUCCAUCUUCAUCAGCACCUCCUCAGAGCUCCAAACUCUACCCAGUGGAGCCGUAAGGGUCCUGCUGCCGGCUGUGUGUGUCCCACCAGUCCCUCACUCAGAUAACAGCAUCUCUAGCCAACAGCCCCGAGGAAGCAAACAUAUCUGUAUGCCCAAGAACUUUGAGUACUCCAGCAAGUCCCUGUGUAUAGCCCAGCUGUUGGACUAUGAAAUCACCAACCCCAUGGAGUAUGACUUUAGCUUCCAACUAGAGAUCCGCGGACCUUGCCUACUUGCAGGAGUUGAAAGUCCCACCCAUGAGAUCCGAGCAGAUGCUGCCCCAUCUGCCUGCUCUGCCAAGAGCAUCAUCAUCACGUUGGCCAACAAGCAUACCUUUGAUAGGCCUGUGGAGAUUCUUAUCCACCCCACUGAGCCUCACAUACCACACAUCCUGAUGGAACAAGGGGACAUGACCCAAGGACAGUUUGAGCAGCACUUGAAGGGAAGAAGUGACUUUGCCAAAGGGACCAAGAAAAUUAUCAGCGCUCAGAGAAAGAUGGAAAUAAUCAGGAAACGUCUCCACAAGGAUAUUCCUCAUCACUCAGUACUCAUGCUCAACUUCUGCCCUGACCUCCAGCCAACUCAGUCCAGCCUUCGCAAGACCCAUGGAGAGUUCAUUUUCCUCAUCGACAGAAGUGGAAGCAUGAGUGGAAGCAACAUCAACAGAGUCAAGGAUGCCUUGAUACUCAUUCUCAAGAGUCUCAUGCCAACAUGUCUGUUCAACAUCAUUGGAUUUGGUUCCACCUUUAAGACCUUAUUCCCUUCCAGUCAGGUCUACAGUGAGGAGAGUUUGACUACUGCAUGUGAAAACAUCCAGCAUCUUCAAGCUGACAUGGGUGGCACCAACAUCCUGUCCCCACUCAGAUGGGUCACCCGGCAGCCCACACAUGGAGGCCACCCACGCCUACUCUUUCUUCUCACUGAUGGCUCAGUCAACAACACAGGGAAGGUGCUGGAGUUGGUACGAAGCCAUGCUUUCACCACCAGGUGCUAUAGCUUUGGGAUUGGUCCAAAAGCCUGUCCAAGGCUGGUGCAGGGGCUGGCAGCUGUAUCUAAAGGCAGUGCAGAGUUCCUGGUACAAGGAGAAAGGCUCCAGCCCAAGAUGAUCAAGUCUCUGAAGAAGGCCAUGGCCCCUGUUCUCAGUGAUGUCAGCGUGGAGUGGAAUUUUCCAAAGAACACAGAAGUCUUAAUCUCACCUAUCAGCUCCAGCUCCCUCUUCCCUGGAGAUCGGCUGGUGGGCUAUGGCAUCAUGUGUAGCUCUACUUACCACCAGAGCUCCAGAGUUAGUCAUCAUCACGGUGCACCACGCUCCCAGAGCUCUGUGUUCUACUAUUCCCAGGACAAGGGAUCUGCUCCAGAGAGUGGGGACUGCACCGAAGAGGCCCUGGCAUUCAGUGCAUCCCAGAAGGGCCAGUAUACACCAGCAUUCAUCAGAGAUGCCAACCUGGUCCGAGAUCACUCCAUGCGCCGUCGAGCGUACAGCACCAACCAGAUUCCUGAACUCAAAUCAUGCCGCAGAACCCCAACCAGCAGUGACUCCGCCAUCAUAGCAGGGAAGUACCUCCUUCGGAAAACUCAAGGGCAGGAUCUGCUAGACCAUCUCGAUACAGAGCCCUGCCUGUGGCAGGCUGAGUCCCAGCACUCGAGAUGUAUCAGCCCAGAACUCCAACCACUCAGGAUCGUGGGGAGUCCUCGGAAGUCCUUGUCACGCCCAGGCUACCUGUCCUCCCCGCGCUGGACUGAGGGCCAGUCCCAGGGCCCAGUGAAACACCAAGACCAGUGGGACACCGUCCUCUCCUUGAAAUCCUCCUCCUCCGACAGCCACAGCCUCGGGGACCAGGCGCCACCUCAGGACCCCUCCUGUCCCUUCGAGUCAGAGCUGGAGCCAGAGCAGGAGUCCCCCUCCAAAGGGGAUGCAUCAUCUCAGGCCACGCCGAAGGUGCGGCUUGGCUGCCGCCUGGCCUCCCGAUCUAUCUGCAAGGCUGUGGUCAAAGGCAUAACGAAUAACAAGCCUGUGCAGUGGGAGGUAGUCUUCGACCUGGGAGCCCUGAACCAGGAGCUGCAGAUCCCUGACAGCAUCGACAAUGACAGCGAGUAUGACGGAGACCUCUGGAGAAGGACCGUCCACCACUUGGCUGCCAAGGCCAUCAUCAAAGACUUUGAGCAGUUGGCUGAUAUGGAGUGCGAGAUUGAACCUGGUUCUGGCCAUCGAUACCAGGCAAAUGCCGUGCACACCAGCAGAGCCUGCAAUGUCAUCAGCAAGUACACAGCCUUUGUGCCCAUGGACCUCAAGAGCCGGGACUACCUGCCCACCAUGGUGGAAUACACCAGCACAGGCAGUUCAUCCAGAUCAAGCAGCUCGAGGACCUCAGUCAUGGGGAAAGAGAAACAGAAGGGGUUAGCCAUCAAUCUCAAGCAAGCACAGUUCAUCUUCAGGCAGGACCUAGUGAUGGAUGGUGGACUCUACAGCCUAAAUCUGGAUGAGAACACUGUGUCUGGCAGCCCACCUCCCAACGUCAGAACUGAGAGAACCAGCCUUCGGGACCGUCCUCUGUACAAGUCACUGUUCAAUCCUGGCCCCAGCAUUAAGGCCUCAGAGACCCUCUUUGGUACCAGGCUAAACCUGAAUAAGAACAGAUUCUUGAUGCGAGCAGCCAAGGGGUUAGCGUCCAAGCCCCCGGCACCAACCUCCCAGCUGCAGGAGUUUCCCCUUGAUACUGAGAACAUGGAUUAUUUACCUGUGGUCUCUCUACAGAUGGCCUCAGGUGCCUUCCUGCUCAGCCAGGCCUUCUGCAGGGCCACAGGCAUCCCCAUGGAAAAGCUCAAGUGGACCUCACCAUUCACCUGCCACCGUGUGACACUAACCCCCUGCUCCCACAGUUCCUCCCAAAACCAAGACACCCUGCCCCUGGAGCCCAACAGUCCAGGCCUCCAGAGGCCCAGUGGCGCCUUCCAGAUUUCGGCCCAGAACCAGCGCAUCUCAAACAGCUCAAAGACCUUCUGCCGAAUACCCCGUGCUGAGUCCAUCCUGCCCACAGCCAAAAACUCCCCGAGCCACUCUCCUGAGCUGUCCCACGGGGCUGAUAGCAAGCUGGCCCUGGAGAUCGAUGGACCCGAACAAGCUGGCAAGGUGUGGGCCACAGCGGUGGCCUUGGGGUGGCUGGAAAACAGCUCAGCCUCCUACUUUGUGGAGUGGGAAUUGGUGGCAGCUAAAGCCAGCUCCUGGCUGGAAGACCAGGAAGUCCCUGAGGGCCGCACCCUAGCCUCUGUGAAGACUGCCGCCCAGCAGCUCUUUGUCCUGCUUCGGCACUGGGACGAAAACCUUGAGUUCAACCUGCUUUGCUACAACCCCAAUAGCGUGUAG
This is a messenger RNA of Vombatus ursinus (common wombat), 3810 nucleotides long. It is a transcript of the gene VWA5B1, whose product is annotated as von Willebrand factor A domain containing 5B1. The coding region runs from base 1 to 3810 and encodes 1269 amino acids. Lineage: Eukaryota; Metazoa; Chordata; Mammalia; Diprotodontia; Vombatidae. The transcript has 22 exons. The record is from RefSeq and is a predicted model, not a curated record.